AAUUAAAAAUAAAUUUUAUUUGACAAAACUAAAAAUAUUUAUUAUUAUUUAGUGUAUUAGAUUAAUUAAUAUACAAAAAUGGAAAAUGAAUCAAAAAUAUGUACGUUUCAGUGCAAAAAGUGGACACUAUUUUCAUUUUGUUUGUUUGGUAUCAUUAGUACCCUGAUUAUAGUAAUUAUACUGUCAGCCGUUAUAGGUGCUGCACAAAAUAACGACAAAGAGAUUUCCGACCAAGACUUUAAAAAUGCUAAAAAAGUAACCAUCGCUAUAAUCGCUACUAUAGGCUCCAUAUGUAUAUUAUUUGAAUUACUGGGCCUUUUGGGCGCCUAUAAGGAGCACUACUGUCUAACUAUGACCUACGCUAUACUCAUGUUUAUGAUGACGUGGGGCAGUAUAGGUGGCGCUGUAAGGGUUGGUACCUUUUGGUUCACAUUUGGUGUUAAUGUAAUGAUUACGACACUGGCUUUCCUAUACGCCCGGGACCUCCACAGACGUCGAUACCAGUCCACUGCAAUGUAUGUAAUCGGACGACCAGCCUAUAGUAGUCUUACAGAACCCGUUAACACAUACCCGGCCCCGAGCUAUGGGGCCACACCGGUAUACAUAUAAAAAUAUCCCAUAAGUAUUUGGUAUGUAUUUUAUUGUUAUAAUUGUGAUUGUUAGUUUUACGAUUUAAUAAAGAAAAUAUU
Messenger RNA from Oppiella nova, 689 nucleotides. NCBI's taxonomy places the organism in Eukaryota, Metazoa, Arthropoda, Arachnida, Sarcoptiformes, Oppiidae. The record is from the annotation of a GenBank genome assembly.